This is a messenger RNA of Elaeis guineensis (African oil palm), 3736 nucleotides long. The record is from RefSeq and is a predicted model, not a curated record. NCBI's taxonomy places the organism in Eukaryota, Viridiplantae, Streptophyta, Magnoliopsida, Arecales, Arecaceae.
AAAACGGAAGAGGGAGAGAGGAGAGAGGAGAGAGGAGAGAGGAGAGGGGAAGGUCAUGUCAGCUGUAGCAGGCCAAAUUGUGUACUGCUGUGCUGCUGCUGCUCCACCCAUGACCCAACUACUACUGCCAAACGAGACUUCUGUGAUGUCGCUGCAAAAGAACUGGCUGCCCCUCCCAAUUAAGGCUUCAGGUCUCCUUCAAUAACUCCUCCAUCAUCUCUUCUUCCUCUCUUGUAUGUGUCAACGUUGCAAAGCUUGCUGUUAGCUAUGCCCAGGAGUUAAAAGGAAGGUGCCAGGAGUUCUUUUCUGGUAUGCUUCACUCCUCCACCAAACUCCAGCUGCUGUCAUUUUGUUAAAGGAUGUAAAUAUCUCUGUUACAUGCUUUGGAUUUGAGGGAAAAAAAUCACCUCUUCUUGGUAAAAGAGCAGGUUGAUAUGAGACAAUGGGCCUCCAGCAGAAGAUCUGAUGUGGGGGAUUGGAGACGUAAUCCUUGAAGCAGGAAGUGCAAGGUGGUUUCUCGAUCGGAAUAAAAGAAGAUAGAGGAAAGAAGGUGGCGCAAUGGCUUCCCUUUGCUGCUGCUUUGUUCUUCUUGUGGUUAGUCUUCUAUGUGGAAGCCGGCCCCGGCCGGCCGCCGGCCAGCUCCAGGAUCUCCCCACCAUGGUGGCUCUCCAGAGAGAGCUGAUGGUGGUGGAUUGGGACCCCAACAGCCCAAGCACCUACUGCUCCUGGCGCGGCGUCACCUGCGCUGGCUCGAACCAGACCGUGGUGGCGCUCGACCUCCCUCGCCUCGGCCUCCGAGGUAACAUCUCCCUCAUCUCCGAGCUCUUGUCGCUGAAGCGGUUGGAUCUUUCCAGCAAUUCCUUUCAUGGAUCCAUUCCUUCUUCUUUUGGAAACUUAGCUCUGCUCGAGUUCCUUGAUUUGUCCAUGAACAAGUUUGAGAAUUGGAUUCCCUCUUCUUUAGGCCGUAUCAGAAACCUCAAAUCAUUAAAUCUUUCUAACAACUUGCUCUCGGGUGAAAUACCUGAUGAGUUCAAGUAUUUAGAGAGGCUGCAGGAGCUCCAGAUCUCUGGGAACAAUCUUAGUGGUUCCAUUCCUGAUUGGGUUGGCAGCCUAACUGAUCUGAGGGUCUUUUCGGCUUAUGAGAAUAGUUUGGUUGGUGUGAUUCCCAACAAUCUGGGCUCUGUUUCUCAGCUGGAGGUGCUGAACCUCCACUCCAACCUGCUCGAAGGAGUGAUUCCUGAGAGCAUUUUUAUGUCAGGGAAGCUGCAAGUUUUGGUGCUGACUGUGAACAGAUUGAAUGGUAGCCUUCCGGCAUCGGUAGGGAACUGUCAAGGCCUAUCGAGUCUUCGAAUCGGAAAUAAUAGGCUUGUUGGAAGCAUUCCUGUAUCAAUUGGCAAUGUUAGUAGUCUUACAUACUUUGAGGCAGACAACAAUCACCUCUCUGGAGAGAUUGUUCCAGAGUUUGCGCAGUGCUCCAACCUCACACUUCUGAAUUUAGCCUCCAAUAGCUUCACAGGGACCAUACCUGAGAAACUGGGAGAGCUGAAGAACCUCCAAGAGUUCAUUGUCUCGGAUAACAUUCUCACCGGUGAGUUCCCCAAGUCCAUCCUCAGGUGCAGGAACCUUAGCAAGCUUGAUCUGAGCUUUAACCGAUUCAAAGGAAGCCUACCGGAAGACCUCUGCGACAUGUCAAGGUUGCAAUUCCUACUUCUGGAUCAUAACUCUAUCAGUGGGGAGAUACCUCGGGGAAUUGGCAACUGCAUAAGGCUGCUCGAGCUGCAUAUGGGCAGUAACUACCUGACUGGUAAGAUCCCACCUGAGAUUGGCAAGAUUAAGAACUUGCAGAUAGCUCUAAAUCUUAGCUUCAAUCAUUUCAGAGGGCCAUUGCCUCAGGAGCUGGGAAGGCUUGACAAGCUGGUUUCCUUGGAUGUCUCCAACAAUCAACUGUCUGGAGACAUUCCAUCUGAACUCAAAGGCAUGCUUAGUUUGAUAGAAGUUAAUUUCUCAAACAAUCAUCUCUCUGGGCAGAUACCAAUCUUUGGUCCAUUUCAGAAGAGCCCUCGUUCAAGUUUUUCAGGAAAUAAGGACCUAUGUGGUGAUCCAUUGGAUUUUAAUUGCGGGGACUAUUUCAGUUCGGUUGAUGAUUCCGAUGACCACAAGGUGUCCUACAAAAUCAUAUUAGCUGUUGUUGGAUCUGGUUUGACUGUUUUCACUACGGUAUCGGUUGUUGUCAGCUUGUUCAUGCUGAGGGAGAGACAAGAGAUGGAUGCCAAGGGUACCAUGGUUGCAGGGGAAGUAGUUGUGACUCCUCCACAAAUAACUGCUGGGAAUGUCUUUAUCGAUAGCUUGAAGCAAGCCAUUGAUUUCGACUGUGCUGUCAAAGCGACCUUGAAGGAUUCAAAUAAACUGAGCAAUGCGACAUUUAGUACCACCUAUAAGGUAGUUAUGCCAUCAGGACUUGUUCUUUCGGUAAAGAAGUUGAAAUCUGUCGAUAGAACAGUUGUUCACCACCAGAAUAAAAUGAUAAGAGAGCUCGAAAGGCUUGGAAAUCUUUGCCAUGCCAAUCUGAUGAGGCCUAUUGGUUAUGUGAUCUACGAGGAUGUCGCUCUUUUGCUUCACCAUCACAUGCCUAAUGGAACUCUGGCACAACUUCUUCACAGCACCACCGGCACUGAAUUGGAGCCUGAUUGGCCAAGAAGGCUGUCCAUUGCUAUCGGAGUUGCCGAAGGAUUAGCUUACCUUCACCACACUGCCAUUAUCCAUUUGGAUAUAUCAUCUGGUAACAUUUUUCUUGAUGCCAAUUCCAGUGCUCUGAUUGGGGAGAUAGAGAUAUCCAAGCUCUUGGAUCCAUCUAAAGGAACUGCAAGUAUCAGUGCGGUGGCUGGCUCCUUUGGUUAUAUUCCUCCAGAAUAUGCGUACACAAUGCAAGUCACAGUGCCAGGGAACGUUUAUAGCUUUGGAGUAGUGUUACUUGAGAUCCUAACAUCGCGAUUACCAGUUGAUGAGGCCUUUGGAGAAGGGAUAGAUCUGGUGAAAUGGGUCCAUAAUGCAUCAGGAAGGGGUGAGGCCCCAGAACAGAUCAUGGAUGCAAGGCUAAGUACUGUCUCAUUUGCUUGGAGGAAACAAAUGCUAGCAGUUUUGAAGGUUGCAAUGCUCUGCACUGAGAAUACGCCAGCGAAGCGGCCGAAGAUGAAGAAAGCCGUGGAGAUGCUUCUUGAAGCCAAAGAAAAUUAAAUGUAAGAUUUUCAGGAAUUCCUCCAAUGUUUCAUGCGAGAUUUAGAAUGUGAUAGGUACAAAGGCUCAAGCACUUCAGAUUUGGAGCUUCUGCUAUGCUUUCAUCAGUAAUGGUUAGGCUUCAAAUUGCCAAAAGAUUAAGAAAUUUAAAUUCUGGGAUGAAGAAGGAUGGAAGGAAGAAUGUCCCAACUUGUGCUGUGUGUUUCAGUGAAAGCCGAAGCAAGAUUUAUGUAAGUACAGUGGAUGUUGGAUGUCAUGGUGGAUUUGUUGUGAUAUGGACAUCUUCUGAGACAACAAUGCCUGUUUGCAAAGUUGAUUCAUGUCCCAAAAAAAAAAAUUAUGGUGUAUUUUAGUAGCUUAGUGGUCAAUCUGAAGAGAGGAUCUGAUUCCUCUACCGCAGAACUGUAUGUAUAAUGAACUUGACAUUGUUUGAAGACUGAAAAAGAACCAGCAAUCUAGUUCUGUACCUCGAUGUUGAUCUCUAUAGAUAGUCUGCUUUAAA